Molecule: messenger RNA, 1807 nt
Organism: Dimorphilus gyrociliatus
Lineage: Eukaryota; Metazoa; Annelida; Polychaeta; Dinophilidae
Source: the annotation of a GenBank genome assembly
CAAAUUCGCAUUAAACAUGAGAACGAAACUAGUAAUUCUUUUUUGUCUUUUCACCGUCUUUGAAGCGCAAGCUGACAAGGGAAAUCUAUUUAAGAGAUCGUGGAAAAGUAAACUGAAAAGCAGAUUAGGAGCUUACCAGGAUAAGAUUUUUAGUUAUGUUGAUGAUUAUGCAUUUAAAUUUGGUCUUUUUGGGCGAAGUAAAUGGUGGACUGGAGAAAAGAGAGAGCAAAAAGUGAUAACUGAAAUAAUCACGUAUGAAUGCUGCUAUGGGUUCUCUAGAAAAGUUAGCAGUGUUGGCUGUCCAAUAGAAGAAGUAUUGAAAGAUCCGUUGACCAUUCUUCGCAGUCUGAAACUAGAUAUGCUUUCAGCUGCUCUGUCUGAGUUUAAGAUACUUAAGGCCAAGCAAAAUUAUACAAUAUUUGCUGCUAGCAAUAACCAAAUUAUUGGUCUUGAGCGAAAGGUUAAAGAUGACAUACUGAAAGAAAUGAGAGAAAAUAAAUAUGAUUUUGUCACAAUAAAUCGUGCAGACCCUUCAAGUUACCUAAUAGAUAGGGAAAACAUGGCCAUGGAAAGAGCUUUCUUUAAUCAAAUUGUCAAAGGAUUUGUUAAACUAAGAAAUUCUAACAAUAAUUUUGUUUUUCAAAAUAUCGAUCCAACAUCUUCUGUCCGCAUCAACAUUUUUAAUUAUCCUAAAAGGAUUUCUACGGCCAACUGUGUUCCUAUAGUUUCAGAAAUUAUCCACUCAAAAAAUGCCAUCAUAUACAGGGUAAAGGAUACUUUACCUAUAGUUGAUAAAACGUUAUUGGAUAUUAUUCAGAGGCCGGAGUAUUCAGAAUUUCUAAACGCUUUAAAAAAAUCAAACAUUAACUUAUUGGAGUCACUAGACGAUAUGAAGAAGCGUUUUACUAUCUUUCUUCCGACUAAUGAAGCCUUUAAGAGGCUUAAAAAGAAUCAAUGCCUAAAAAAUAUUUUGUUAAGCCACAUUCUGCCGGACAUUUUAUGUUCAACUGUACUGGCUAAUGAGAUGACGGUGCUAACAUUGUUAGAGAAACAAACAAUAAAAAUAACAUUACAAAAUGACACUAUAACGAUUAACGACCAGUCUAGAAUAAUAAAAAGAGAUAUCAUGGCUAGAAAUGGUGUCAUACAUGUAAUAGAUCAAGCUUUAACACUGGAAUCUGCUAAGAGUGCCUAUCAAAUUGUAGAAAAGCAUAACAGAGCAGCUGAAUUCGCAUUGUUAAUUAAAGCGGGUGAGAAUCUAAAAAACUUUUUCAGAGAAUUAGAUGACUAUACUAUUCUGGUUCCGCAAGCGAGUAGUUUAAAAGAAAUGAAAAAGAAAAUCAAUGAUAUAGAGGAGUUUGUUAAGUAUCAUACAAUUCAAGGACUUUAUCCACUUAAAAAUAAACAAACCAACAAAAUAGAAACAUAUGCUGGAAAAUCCAUUGUUUAUAAAAAAAAUAGAAGAAAGUCUAUUUUUGAUUGGAUUUCUCGUAGUCACAAAUCAUCACAAUUUCAAUGCUCUCGUCUUCUUACUUAUCCUAUUCUUGGCUGUAAAAGUUCUAUUGUUUUCAUAUCAGAGCCUCUUCAUAUCCCUAGUGGGAACUUUAUGAACGUUCUUAGAGCCGAAGAGAGAUUUAAGGCAUUUUAUAAUCUUUUGGUGAAAACUGCUCUUUCUCAGGAAGUAAAACGACUAAACUAUUCUGUCACCAUCCUUGCUCCAAUUACGGAAUUACCUGAUGUAGUUUCGUCUUACGAUGAAAAGGAAUUGAAAGAAUUUCUAAAGCGCCAUAUACUAACAAGAAUAUGA